This is a messenger RNA of Anguilla anguilla (European eel), 1407 nucleotides long. Its product is annotated as interferon-induced very large GTPase 1-like. Bases 390 to 1304 code for a protein of 304 amino acids. Lineage: Eukaryota; Metazoa; Chordata; Actinopteri; Anguilliformes; Anguillidae. The transcript has 2 exons. The record is from RefSeq and is a predicted model, not a curated record.
ACAGGCAUACAUCACUGCCAAAGAAGACGAGAAGAAUGAUUUUGAUGAAAAUUUCAUCUAUGAAAUAUUAUCAGGCAUUGAAGAGGAAAUCACUGCAUUUGAGAAAGAGGAACACCUGUCAUUCACCAAUGCAUUCAAAGUGGGCUUGUCAGUACAUCUUUGCUUGAAAUAUGUUUCAAGGUUUCAGAGAAUGCAUGAUGAUUUCAAAACUGCGAACCAGCCACUGACAUAUCUGCGAAGCCAAAGAGAUAAAUAUUUCCAAUCUUUCAAAAACUAUUGCAAAGGAGCCAACUCUGUUACAAUAUUUGCAGAUAUUUUUUUGUAAGCACAUCAAGCCAGAGGUUUUGAAGGCAGCAAAUGAUGAAGUCAGUCUACAAAUUGCAGAUGAAAUGAAAACCAAUAAUCAAGCUCUCAAUGGCAACCGAUCAAAUCUAGAGAAGCAUGUACUGAAACAUCUGGCAGAAAAGGAGUGCUUCGAGUCCUAUGAGGAGUAUCUUGAUUAUCCAGAGAGAUACUUAGAAAAAUUUAUCCAGGAAAAUGUAGAAAGGUUUUGUGCAGAUAUCAAGCCACAUAAAAUGUACCAGGAUCAUUUGGAAACCCUGAAAAGACAGAUCAUAACAGCAAGUACAGAAGUUACUACAAAAGUGGCUGAAAAAAAAGGGAGUGCAUCCAUGUGGCUUACCGACAUGUGUGAAAAUGUGGGGAAGCUCAUAGUAAUAGACAGGGAUGAAUUACAUAGCAUCAAAGAGGAACACAUUGAAGACUGGCAGUUUCUCAAACACAUGAUGGCUACGUCUCUGGAAGAGAUGAUAAAGGAUGAAAAGGAGAUUGAUGUGAAUUCUUUAAGAAAAACGUGCACAAGUAUUCUGUUUCAGCAACUCCAGGGGUGCUGGGCGCAGUGUCCUUUCUGCAAAGCCAUCUGCACAAACACCAUCCCCAACCAUGAUGGAGAACACAGUGUAACGUUCCAUCGUUGUGUUGCACUUGCUGGCUGGCACUCCAGGGGCACAGAUCAUUUUUCAAUCAAUUUCUGCACCACAGCUGUCAGCAGUGAUCACCAAUUCAUUCCUCGUUGGAAUGAAAAUGAGAGUAUCCCCUACAAGACCUACAGAAAAGCUGGAGACCCUUACAAUAAAUGGAACAUUACUCCAGAUGGCAGUGUGCAGCGCUACUGGAAAUGGUUCAUCUGUCAAUUUCAGGAACAAUUGGAGAAUAAACAUGAAUUUAAAUUUGUGGGUGAUGGUGCAAUCCCAAAUGAAUGGAAAACAUACACAAAAGAAUCUGCUUUGGCAGAGUUAGAAUAAUUGAGGAUGAGCACACAUGCACCCAGCUUGCAUAACGUCAUUUAGUCUGCCAUUGAAAUUGAACUACAUGUUAUGCAGUGGAGUUACUUAAGUUAAUGUUUUU